This is a messenger RNA of Papaver somniferum (opium poppy), 606 nucleotides long. Its product is annotated as putative receptor like protein 25. The transcript has a single exon. NCBI's taxonomy places the organism in Eukaryota, Viridiplantae, Streptophyta, Magnoliopsida, Ranunculales, Papaveraceae. Bases 1 to 606 code for a protein of 201 amino acids. Gene Ontology annotation, molecular function: protein binding. The record is from RefSeq and is a predicted model, not a curated record.
AUGGGAGGUCAAUACAAAUUCGAAUCUGGGGAUUCGAGAUCUUCGCGAUUUCACUUGGUUAUCAAAGGUACCAUGACACAAUUAGUGCAAGAGUACACUUAUAUUUCAGGAAUCGAUCUAUCAUGUAACAUUCUCGAUGGAAAUAUUCCAGAAGAGAUAGGUUUCUUAAAAGGACUGGUUACGCUUAAUCUGUCGCUUAAUUAUUUCUCGAACAAGAUCCCCGCAACUGUGGGGAACAUGUCUAGUUUAGAUUCUUUGGAUUUAUGUUCCAAUGGACUUUAUGGACAUAUCCCACAAACUUUAACAUCCAUCAAUUAUCUUGGCUUUUUAAACUUAUCUUACAAUAAUUUAAGUGGCGAGAUCCCAAGAGAACCUCACUUUGAUACAUUGAGUCUUGAUGGUUCCGCUUUUGCCGGGAAUGAUUUAUUGUGUGGAUUCCCUUUAGAUAAAGAUUGUGAAGGUGACAAAAAUAUGGGUACCAGUGAUGCUAAUCCCUCAAAUAAAGUUGAUGAAGACGAUCAUGAAGAUGCGAAUGAAAAGUUUUUAUUGUAUGCUAUCAUUGCCAUGGGGUUUGCAGUUGGAUUUUGGGGUUUGUUUUGCUUCUAA